CUAGGCUGUCUAGUCACUUGGGACCCCUAGUAUGCCCCGCAUCUAGCUUCACUUGGAGAUAGUGUCUCACCGCCUUUGCUUUCCAGACUGACUUGGAAACCCUGGUCUUUCCAAUCUUAGCCUGUCACAUAACUUGGGAUGACAGACGCUGUGUCAUCACACUGGGCUAUAGAUAAUGGGUCUUGCAAGCUUCUCUGCCCAGGUGGGCCUCAAACCAUAAUCCUUUUGAUCUCAGCUUCUCAAGUAGCUAAGAUUACAUGCAUCACCCACUACCACUUGGCUUAAUAUUUAGGUAGCGUCUUGCUUUUUGCCUGAGCCAGCCUGGGACCAUGAUUUUACUACUAUGCCUCCCACAAAGCUGAGAUAACAGUUGCACACCCCAAUGUCUGGCUUAUUUGUUGAGUGGGUCUUACUUUGUUUCCUGAGUAACUUUAUGUCCAGCUCUAACCUUUUAUUCUUUGGAAGUUGAUUUAUCUCAGGUAUUUUGUUAGAGUAAUGGAAGGUUGACAAAUGUGACACUAGUAAUCCUGUACUCUUAAUGCACUUCUCUGGUUGAUCCUCAUAGGUUAGUUGUCACAGAGGCACCUCCUGAGUGCGGCAGGAUAUUUAUAUAUGGGAGCAGGCCAUGGCAGAAAUGCUGGCUAUUAGGUGUCAUCUUACAGUCACAUUAGCCAAGUAAGGAGGCUUAACUUCAGUCGAGUAAGAAUCUUUGCAGUUACCAGUUGAAUUAGGGUCUGGUGGGGGUUUGUUUUUGGUGGUAGUUUUAAAGCAUAGUCUCAGUAACAUAUUUGCUAAGAAACUUAGACAUGGGAAAAGUAGAUUCUUGGAAUUUUACAUUGCUUGGGUAAAUUAACACUAAAUAUAGACCACCAAUUUUUUUUUUUUUUGGCUUGGGUUUAUGAGCCUCCUGCAAGUACUUGUGUGCCUCAGGAAGGCAGAGAAAGAACUACAGAAUUUGUAGAAAGGUUUGUUGUUGCUCCUGGAUAACUGAAUUUCCUCCCCGAUAUCCGAGCAGCCAAAAGCUCACAUUUUUGAACAAUGAACAAUUCCACCCAGGACACCAGCUCUCAUGGUAUUCAUGAAGAUGGAAAGCUCUAUGUUGUGGAUUCCAUAAAUGACUUAAACAAAUUAAACCUCUGUCCUGCCGGAUCCCAGCAGCUAUUCCCUCUGGAGGAGAAAAUCCCAGACCUUGGUGCAAACUCUGGGAAUGGAAGCCGGAGCCUGUUUUUCAUGGGGUUGCUCAUUGUGCUGAUUGUCAGCCUGGCACUGGUGUUCUUUGUGAUCUUUCUAAUAAUUCAAACUGGAACCAGGAUGGAUGAUGUCUCAAGAAGACUAACAGCUGAGGGAAAGAACAUAGAUGAUCUUAAGAAAAUAAACAACAUGAUCGUACAGAGACUUGACCAACUGGAUUCUGAACAGAACUAAAGAAAGCAUUGUCUAGGAGCAGAUGCUCACAGCUGGAGCUUCUCCUUCCUAAGAGUACAUGAGGUCAAGAACUGAGAAAGUACACAAAAGUGCAUACCAGGCAACAGAUGAUCUGGUCAACAAAAUCAGCUGGGUUAGGAUGUGAGCAGCACCAUGAUGCUGGAUUUGAAGAUACAGCUGGGAAGGGGCAAACUUGAUUCUGCCUCAUUGUCUGGUGGCUUCAGCUGUGGUGGGUGUUAGGGUAGGCGGCCAGCAUGGAGGAGUUAUCGACAGAAGUCCAGAGAAUUCAAGUGUGUUCAUAUCACUUCUCUUACAAAAGGAGCUUGGUCUAGAGCAAGUUCACUGCCAAAGGGGCCCAUGAGGCCUUAUAACUUGCAACAGGUUCCUAUGUAAACCUUAGGAACUUACUGAAAUAAUGUGUGGAAGGAAACCAUGGUGAUUCCUCUCUUUUAGUCAAAGACAUUCUUCUGCUCAGGGGAUUAGACUUUUAUGCUAUUAACCACGGUCAGUUAUGGAUGGGCUUCAGAGAAGUUGCUUUACAGUGAUUUCAUGGCUCCCAGGAGUAAGUUAUCUAUGACAUGAUGGGGCUGGGAGACAACAGACAACAAGCCUAGCUAAUGAAUGCUGUUGUUUACUGAGUUCUUUUCUGUGUAAGCUUUCCUGGCCUGGAGAAGCUCAUGAAAGAAUGGAAGAUAGAAGAUGCAGACCUCAGGAUCUUUUCAUUAACCUGAAGGAAAUCUGACAGAUGUGUGGUCUUUGCUCACCUAGAGCAAGCAAUUAUUUACCUGGAGUAUUUCCAUCCAGUCUCAUUUUAGCACAAAGUGUAAGGCACAUGGCAUGUGACAUAAGAGACAGUGCAAAAUUAAUGACUUGAAAGCAUGUGCAUCAUAGUCUUUUAUUUUAUAGGUAACUAUUGGGCAAGUCAAUUGAAGAACAUGUUGCAAUUCUUUGAUUUGGGGUGCUUCAAAAACAUGGAGCAUGUCUAGACCUUCUCCACUGAGCUUGGUUGAAGCUUGAGUUCGAGGCUCCAGGCACCCUUUCUGAAGGGCAGCCAAGAGCUUUCUGCCAGCAGAAGUGUGAACCAGCACCUGGGUGCUGAGGGGUAAGGACCUGAGGGAUCUGGACUCCUUCCACUUGCUCCCCAGGCAAACCUGGGAUGGUCAGCCCAAGAAACAGUGCUGCUGGGGCCUUGCCAAAAUAUGUGGCUGUGCAUCAGAAUUUCCUCUCCCCUACCCCAUUAAAUCAAAAUCAUCACAUCUUUGUUUUGAGUGGGGGCCUCCUAGUUCAAAUGUAUAAAGGGGUUACCAUCAUAUAAGUCAGGUAAAGAGUACAUUUUGAGGGGAACAAUGUCACCCCUUC
Messenger RNA from Perognathus longimembris pacificus (Pacific pocket mouse), 2784 nucleotides. It is a transcript of the gene Lsmem1, whose product is annotated as leucine rich single-pass membrane protein 1. The record is from RefSeq and is a predicted model, not a curated record. NCBI's taxonomy places the organism in Eukaryota, Metazoa, Chordata, Mammalia, Rodentia, Heteromyidae. The coding region runs from base 1039 to 1425 and encodes 128 amino acids. The transcript has 4 exons.